GCGCGUCAUUUUGCGCUCCGGAGUGCAGCACAGCGCGUCUGGAGCUGCGUCUGGCGGCCACAGGGCGUGGUGACCGGGGUGUGUGGACGGCUGGACGGAGAUGGUUCCCUCAGCAUUAUGGACCGGAGGAAAGCCGUGCCCGGGUCUGUCCGCUGCUGUCUGCUGCUGGUCCUGGCUGUGUGCGCAGAGGUCUCUGAACGGGGACACUUAGAAGUGCCACUGUCCUGUUCAGAGGGCUUUACAGAACUGGGCUACUACAAUGGCUCAGUUUCCCACACAGACUCAGGCUCUCCAUGCCUGAAGUGGACUGACUUCCCAGACUACAUGCAGCAAUAUCCGAGCCGAGGUCUGGGAGAUCACAGCUUCUGCCGGAACCCAGACCGAGAGACCAAUCCCUGGUGCUUCUUCAGGCAGAGCUCUGGUGCCAUUGGCUGGGCCUAUUGCGACUGCCAGCAGGGAGCAGCCAGAUUGGUGGGGGGAUCAUCAGGCAACAAUGGGCGUCUGGAGAUCUACCUGAAUGGCAAAUGGGGGGCAGUAUGUGACUCACACUGGACCGAUCGAGAUGCCAGCGUCAUAUGCAGACAGCUUGGACUGAGUGACAUUGGUACGGCGCUCCAGCAUUCCUACUUUGGUCCAGGUUCCCUCUUCCACUAUGAGCGUUUAGGCUGCCGUGGUAAUGAGAAUUCCCUUCUAGAGUGCCAGAGCAAGAAGUUUGUCACCAGUGACUGUAACCAUGGCAAUGAAGCGGGGGUGAUUUGUGCUGAACCUGAAGGCACUGGGAUCCCUUUGAGACUUGUGGGAGGCUUGGAGGACUUUGAGGGCCGUAUCGAGGUGUACCAUAACGGCAGAUGGGGAACCGUUUGUGAUGACCAAUGGGAUGAUACUGAUGCUGAGGUGGUGUGCCGACAGCUGGGUUUGGGGGGCGUGGCCAAAGCAUGGACAUGGGCUCACUUUGGCCAGGGUUUUGGUCCCAUCUUGCUAGAUGGGGUUCAGUGCACAGGCAAUGAACUUUCUCUGGAGGAAUGUCCUCAUAGCAACUGGGGGCAACAUAACUGUGACCACACAGAAGAUGCAGGGGUAUCUUGCAAUUCAUACACAGAUGGUGCAGUUCGUCUAGUGGGAGCAGAGAGUCACCAGGAGGGUCGUGUGGAGAUUUACUACCAGGGACAAUGGGGCUCUGUCUGUGAUGACAACUGGACAGAACUCAACGCCCAGGUAGUGUGUCGACAGCUGGGCUUCAGGGGCAGAGCAGUGGUGGCUCCUGAUGGUGUGUAUGAAGAAGGUCAUGGGCUGAUCUUGCUGGAUGAGGUGCAGUGUCAGGGAACAGAGGCCAGUUUGCUGGGCUGCAUCCAUUCUGAAUGGGGCCAACAUGACUGCUCACACAGUGAGGAUGUAGGCGUCCACUGUGAGAGGGAAAGCGAUACCAAGACGAUUCCAAGCAUUUCCCCUUUUACUGGCCCUCUGGUGCGUUUGGUUGCAGGAGAGAGCAGGAAGGAAGGCAGAGUGGAGGUCUUCCUUAAUGGCCAGUGGGGAAGUGUGUGUGAUGAUGGCUGGAAUGAUGUCAGUGCAGCUGUAGUUUGCAGACAGCUGGGUUUCACAGGUGCGGCUAAAGCUCGAUCCAUGGCAUAUUUUGGAGAGGGUCGAGGUCCCAUCCAUCUGGACAAUGUUCGGUGCUUGGGCACUGAGAUGUACUUAGGUCAGUGUCCGACUGAGGGUCAAGAUGGCCAUGACUGUCGUCACAGUGAGGAUGCAGGGGUUAUCUGUGAUUACACUCUGGAUCCUGUGAGAGAUGUUACCAUUGCAAUGCAGACCUGUGGCCUGAGACUACACAAUAAUCAGCGCCGUCGACGCAGAAUUAUAGGAGGAGAUAAGUCACUGAGGGGUGAGUGGCCCUGGCAAGUGUCUCUGUGGCUCAGGUCUCAGUCUAAAGGCAAUCAUCCUCUGUGUGGAGCAUCACUCAUCAACAGGUGCUGGGUUGUAACCGCCGCCCACUGCUUCAAGAGAUUUGGCAGAGAUCCCACCCGCUACACUUUACGCCUGGGAGACUACCACACUGAGGAGCAAGAUGACUUUGAACGCACCUUGUCCCCGGAUCGCAUCGUUAUCCACAGAAAGUACCACAGUCAGGGCUGGGAGUAUGAUAUUGCCCUGCUACGGCUCAAAGGCACAGAGGGCAACUGUGUGGCAUUCAAUCCUCACACAGGUGCAGUGUGUCUUCCAGAGCCAGGCACCAAGUGGGAGAAGCGGCCUGCUGCCUGUGUAAUCACUGGCUGGGGCAUCACAGAUUCAGAGUACUCCCGGACCCUGCUCCAAGCCUGGGUCCCCCUGCUUCCCGCCUGGAAGUGUAAGAAGCGAUACGGUGAUCGCUUCACCAGCCGCAUGCUUUGUGCUGGGAGUCUGUCGGAGCGCCACCGCGUGGACAGCUGCCAGGGUGACAGUGGGGGUCCACUGGUUUGCCAAGGGGAGGGAGGUCGUUGGGUGCUGACAGGAGUCAUCUCUUGGGGGCAUGGCUGUGGUAACCCCUCAUUCCCUGGUGUGUACACUCGUGUUAGCAGGUUCCUGCGAUGGAUUGACAAGGUUAUCAAUAAACCCCACAAGAACUAAUGAGCAUUGGUCAUAGUUAUCAAGUGGAUUUCGGGCUUGAAGCGGCAGGUACGCACUGAUAAGAACUAGCUGGCAUGACAUGACAUUGUAUAGGAUUAUAACUGUCAGCCAAUGGCAUGUUUCCAUACAGUAGGAGGCACCUGUGUUGGAUCAUUUAUGAUCAGAGCCAGAAAUGAGUGCACGGCACUUAAAUAAUGUAUUUAUUGUAGUGGAUUAAUCUACUGUUAUGUGUGCAUGUUUUCAUCUAUCCACUUCAAUGCCUGCUUUAUCUUUCAUUCUACAUUCACAAAAGAGUAUUUAAAUCUGACAUGCUAGUACAGCAGAAAGACCAGUAGACACCAUGCAUGAAUCUACUGUGCAUAAAUAUUCAUUUAUAAUUGAGAACUGUGUCCAGAUAAAGAAUGGUGCCCAUCCAAACAGGAAGGAAGGAACAGAGGAAGGCACUAAUACACAGACCAUACCUAUGGCAGUAGAUUCAGAUCUUGCUCAUCAGGUAAAUAGUGCUGUAGUAAAGCCAGCCUUGAGAAGUGGAAUAAUACUGCACUGAAACGCAUGCCUUGCAGUGACACCUGUAGAUGAGAACCUGAAAGAAGAAAUUGAAAGAACAACAGUACUGUAGAAAUGAUGUGCCUUAUAGGACUACAUUUGUAAAUACAGACAAUUUAUUUUUUUCAUAUAUUUUUCAACAAGUCCAACUAUUAACAAGCCACAGGCCUCACUAUUUUUGCAUAAUUAUUUUAAUCAUUAAUGAAGUAGUUUUUCCCAAGUUAUUUCUGUUUACUGAAAUUGAACUAAUUAUCUGUCUACAAAUGACAAACUGUCAACUACUGUACAGUAUAAUGUGUAAGUACAAGAAGCUUAUAACCAAGGACAACAUUACCAAUCAAGCUUCAGACCAAAGGACAAGGUUCACUGUUUAGCAAUUGGUUUGUGCAAGUUCAAUUAAUUGUACAUGUGUUUUUGGAUAUGGAAAUAUGUGCAUUGUUAAUUGAUUUAAAAAAAAAAAAAAGGUGGGUUGUGGUUUAUCACCUAAUUUUGAAGAAAUAGGGGCCCUGUGUUAAAAUAUAGAUUCAAACCUUCUUUAUUUCAGCUGUUAUCACUUAGUGGAUAAUCCUAAAAAACAUUGUAGUUACUUUUGGAAUAGUGUACAUAAUGCUUAAUAGGGGCCCCACAGCUGAUUUUUGCACCAGGGGCCUUCAAGCAGAUUAAUUUCAGCUUGCUUAUGACAGCAGUGUGUGCUGUUAAAAGUGAAAAUGGUAUGUUCACAUGGUCAAUGUGCCUCAAGUUCGAUCAUAUUACUGUACUUGUACAUACUGUAUGUCUCAUCAGUAUUAUAAUUAUAAUCAGUAUUACAAAGUGUGUACGUAUCGCUGAAGUGUUAACAAGGUUCUACAUCAACGGC
This is a messenger RNA of Stegastes partitus (bicolor damselfish), 4006 nucleotides long. RefSeq names its product neurotrypsin. NCBI's taxonomy places the organism in Eukaryota, Metazoa, Chordata, Actinopteri, Pomacentridae. The record is from RefSeq and is a predicted model, not a curated record. Gene Ontology annotation, biological process: proteolysis. Gene Ontology annotation, cellular component: membrane. The transcript has 14 exons. Gene Ontology annotation, molecular function: serine-type endopeptidase activity. Bases 118 to 2604 code for a protein of 828 amino acids.